This is a messenger RNA of Exophiala oligosperma, 912 nucleotides long. RefSeq lists its product as uncharacterized. The transcript is spliced from 3 exons. The record is from RefSeq and is a predicted model, not a curated record. The coding region runs from base 1 to 912 and encodes 303 amino acids. NCBI's taxonomy places the organism in Eukaryota, Fungi, Ascomycota, Eurotiomycetes, Chaetothyriales, Herpotrichiellaceae.
AUGAAAGAACCAACCUCUUCCGCUGGAGACGUCGAAGCACCAGAAGAGGAGCUGCCCCUAGAAGGCCGUUCUUGGCGACAAUCUAUGAGGAGGAUGAGAGCACAGUCGGUGAUGGUGAAUACCGCCUCACCGGCGAAUUCACGGCUGACAUCUAAGUGGCAGAGCAAUCAUUCACGGGACGUUCCAGCAGAACAACAGGAUCUCUCCUCUCCUCCUACCACUACUCAGGAACCUUCACCAACCUCGGAGCCUCAACAGGAGCCUCAAGAGACCGCCAAUUCGACUUCGAUUACAACAUCGUCUGAAGUUGCUCCUCAGGACGCACCAUCGAAUUCAGGUACACCGAAGGAAAAGAGAAGAGUUCGAUUCGCUCAGGCAAUCCCUCCAUCCAAAAUGAGACAGCACAAAACUGCGAAAGAGCCUGCACAAAUGGCGAUGUCAACCUGGAGCGAGCCAAACUCAGACACAGCAGUCGCACCCGGACAAGAAAAAAAUGCUUCGCGUCCUCAAAGUCGUCAGAGCCAGCGUAGUGCAGACGAGACUCAGGAUUACAUCAAGGGCAAGAGGCAUCUCGAAGGCCAACUCAACCGCCACCUUGGCCAGCUUGAUCGGAUCCGUCGUAUCGUCAGACAGCUCAACAAUGACUUGCAGGAAUUGGAAGGACAAUUGAGCGAGGACAAGCGACUUGAUCGCGAUGACCCUGAGUUGUUUGUUGUGUUGCAGAAAGAACUGGCAACUCUCCACGAUUGUCGCAAUAGUUAUGCCCACGUCGUUGCAUUCCACCACGAGCAAAUUCAAAGCAUUGCCGACCAGAGAGCUGAGCUGGACAAGAAUCAGGGCUUGGAGUGCACGGUCUACCACAUGUAUCUCAACCACAUCAAGCAUGUUGAGUGGUACAAAUCGUUCUCCUAG